AUGGCAGCGCCCCAUGGUCUAUCCCUGGCCUCCACUGCCCCUUUCAGUCUGCCGCCGGCGACGAAUAUGCCAGAGCAGCACGCGGCAGGGACCAGGGAUCAGACAAUUAGUCAUCAAUACCAGCAAACCACUAGGAAGCUUAGUGGAGGAAACACCACGCUCGCCGAUGUGGUCAACUCGCUUGCGCGUCGGGGCAGCGACGACCUUCCGCCCUCCCGGGUGUCUAAUAUCGACUAUGCUAGCCUGUUAGAGUGGAUUCGGUGCGAGAGGAUGAGGAAGCUACCGCCCGAAGGGAGCGCCUACGAUAAGGCUCUUGUUUGGGCAGCCUUGUUUAUCGAGCGUGUGCAUUCCUUUGAUUUAGAAAUCGAGCAAUUUGCGGGGGACAGCCAUCUCGCGUCCCAAUUAUCCUACGGCUACUGUGCGAGCCUGCUUGAGCUGGGCGAGGAAAACGCUUCCGCCCUUAUGGACCUAUUUGGGUUUUUCUACCGCUGCUCUGCUGGUCUGGGCAACCUGCUCGAUCGUGCAGAACUCUUUGUGGUCUCUUCGGAUAUCAAGGAUCAACUCAUUCUUGCGUUAGCUGAUCUGGUCACUCUCGUCGUCUGUGUGGCUACGCACUUCCAUCGGUCGCUGCUUGCCUCGGAAUCGGUAUCAGUCGAUGUCUAUAGCAGCUUCCCUGGUCCAAUCGACAAUUUUCGUGGUCGUUGUGAGCACGUUUCACAACUUAUGUGGCGUCAUCAAUUGACCCGAGAGGGUCUUGAUGGCGAUAAAGCUGUCCGCAUCAAUACCCUGAAAGACUGGUUGCAGCCCGAAGACCCGGUAGUUACUCAAAUCACUGAAGCCACGACUCCCUCUGCUCAGGAGCGCGAGGAGGCCACUUGCAUGUGGGUGAAGCCAUAUCUGAUGCGUUUCUUGAAAGGCGAACAGCAGAUUCUUUCCAUCACCGGCAAACCGGGCUCCGGCAGGACAGUUUUGUCGACUGUGAUCAACGAUUAUCUGCAGUUUUCUGUCAGCGGGACGAGGUAUAUGUCCAUAUUGGCACCUAUCAAUGGUCGGAUUCCCGCCAACACGACCCCGAGCGCGGUCGCCAAGAUGAUCAUGUCGCAAAUGUUCAAUAAACGCAUUGGCAACAUGCAGUUGUAUCAAAUAUUAGCUGAUGCCUACAACCAGAGCAAGUGGACGGUAGACGAAGAGUCGUACGACGAUCUGCUAUGGAAUGCGCUGGGGCGUGCUCUCCAGACUAGUGGAGCCUCCGCCAGAGAGCUAGUCCUAGUCAUCGACGGCAUUGAUGAGGCUAGAUGUGGGGAGAGAGCCCUGUCGCACCGACUCCAAGAGGCCGCAUCCAAGACCCCUAGUGUGAAGCUGAUCAUACUCGGAUCUCAGGCAGUGGACUCGGCCAUCUCUCAGACCGUGGUGCGUGUCACGAUGAGUCUAAUCUUCGACGACAUUGCCGCGGUCACUCGCACAGAGCUUCGCCAGAGCGAUGCAUAUAACAGCAUGUCUAGCGAGGACAAAGAGAUCACAGUGGCUCGGAUCACGGAAGCAUCCGACGGCUCCUUCCUUUGGGCAAAGUUGGCCGCCAAGCGUGUCUGUGAUGAGCACCAGUCGAACGAGGCCGCCCUUUCCAAGUCCGUAGAAAGUAUCGUCCAAGCAGGAUACACGAUCUCCGAUUUCAUCUCCCACACCUUACAGUCCAAGCUAGAUGAGGAUACAAAGAAGAUCCUGGUAUGGUUGGCUACCGCGAACCGCCCCCUCUCCCAGCGGGAACUCGCUGCUCUUCUUCCCACACAGCCUGACAAGGCCACUGUCGCCGAAUAUCGUGACGUUGACAUCCGUAAUAUCUUGAAACCGGUCGCCUCGCUUGUCUUCUUCCACAACAACUUGGUCUAUUUUAGCCACGUACAGGUGCGCACCGGUAUCCUCGAUAUCUUAUCAAAAGGUAAAUUCCUACCUGCAAUCAAGGACAGGCAUGUGGAUUUUGCAAAGAGACUGCUGCUGUACAUAAAGCAGACUGCAAACGACAGCCAUGAGCCAUCCUUGGAACCGCUGAAUGGGCGGGCGACGGAACAUCUAUUGGAGAAGCAUCCUUUGUUGGACUUCGCGCUUCGCUACUGGACAGGUUAUGCCAAGAUUGCGUUCGGAUGCACCAACAGCCAACAGGUCACCAUCGCGAGUAAGACUUUGCGAUCUGUAUUCCCUACCAGCUCCUUUGUACCACUCCUGGAGAUGACUGUGUGGGCAAGCAAGGCGACUCCAUUGCUGCGGUCCAUUCAUAAGAUCCAGACCGCCCUGUACCGACAAAUAUUGAACAAUCAUCACCCAGCCACUUUGCAGGCAAUCAUCUCCCAGGCCCUAUUCCACCGACAGAUCUGUGACAGCGUGCCUAUUGAGAGCAGUCAGAUCUUCUACGAGGCGGCCAAAAUCAGCGACAAGGUGCUGUCUGUGCGCCAUCUCAUCACUUUGAAGAUGACCCAGCUAUUCCUAGAGGCCACGGUCAAUCAAAUCACCGAGUCGAAGACUGAAAUUAUGACCCGGCGCGUCGAAAUGCUCCAGCUACUGGUGGAAUGCCAGAAGGUCCAUCACGGAGCGACAAGUGAGAUGGUGAAAUCUACGUUGACGCAGUUGUCAGAGCAUUAUAACCUCAUCAAGGAAGACCGCAAAGCGCAGGCAAUCAAUGCCAGUUUGGAGGGUUCCAUUGUCGACAGUACCACCCAGCGGAAGGGAUCUCGGCAGAUAGACGAGUCUUUGCUAGUCCACCUCCACGGCCGGAGGCACACGACGACGGAGACAAACACUAUCCUGGAUUUGGAUGGGAUUGAGGCGGAUGAGUUGCUUACAUCGUCUUUGGGCCUAACGACCAAAUCCGAGCGACACAGAGUAGAGGGUAACUCGGCGGACGCCGAACGCACAUACGUUGAGCUAUGGCAGCAAGCUAGCCAGGCAUAUCAUCUCAACCACUCCACUGAGCACAAGGUUUCAAUGCUGCGGACUGCGCUUGAGUAUGCUCAAUACCUCAAAGGCGAGAAAAGAGACAAUGAAGCAGCCUCUAUCCUUGCUGGGGUUUGGGAAGAGUACGACAAGACCACCUCCAGCCCCGAAGGCUUGGUACCCCACUUGCUCGAGCUAGGUCAGGCCAUGAAGUCCGUGGGACUGUCUGUUUUGGCCCUCGAAGUGUACAAAAACUGCGCACGAAGUACUAGCAGCCGGAGCGCCGCCCACAAGGAAGCAGAAAAGCAUAUCCAGUCCACUUCCCGCGAAGUGAUGCGCUCAUCUUCUACAAAAUCUCUGUUGACGGAGUCCACCCUCAAAGAAAUAGUUUAUAAUAGCGCAUGCAGUGACAAGGAUUCCACCACAGCCACAACAACGCUGGUUGACAUGUACAUGUCUCAACACCGGUGGCAUGACGCCACAAAGGUUUUGAAACGAGUGCUGCGAGAUGUGUGGCCAGCGAUAUUUGCCACCUCACUCGAAAAGGUGGUCCUGCCCUCAGACAAUGUUGAGUACUGCAUUGAGCUCGCAGAGCGCCUCGCCAGCUGCUAUCGCUACCGCCGUCGCCCGAUCAAGGAGGAUGAUAUCCGGAAUCGGCUUUAUAUUGCAGUUCGGCGCGAUCGGCCAGCAUCCGGAGAUCAAACUUUGGAGCGAGUCACGGUGAAUCUUCUUCGUCUAUACGAGCGUACAUCCCAGACCGACAAAGUCGUCAAUAUUCACCAGGAUAUACUGCAUGACUAUGCGAAGCGGUUCGGCAAAGAUCAUCCCAUUGUCAUAGAAAAGCUCUGGACUCUGGCCGAGCUGACAACACCGCAGCCCAUUGCAGUGGAUUACUAUCGACAGAUUGUCGAGGUCUUAAGCAAGGAUUCGGAGCACUGCCACCCGGAUGCCUUCGAGCCACUCCUGAUCGUUGCAACGGAGUUCUUGAAGCAAAGUCGAUACGCGGACGCGUUGAAGCCCUGCCGGAUGUUAUUCACCACCCUGCAGAGCCCUCAGAUCAGCCUGAAAUUGCGAGAACCAGGAUUUGUCAAAAGCAUCUACGAACGCUACAUUCAUUGUCUACGCGCGACUCACAGUGACACCACCACCAUCCAUGAUGUGACGGUACAAUAUCGCAAAUCAUGCAUUAGCCUCUUCGGUGCGAGCGCGUCGAUCACUAUACAGGCAACCCAGACACUGGCGAACAUUUGCCAAGAGUCCAAGCAAUUCGAGGCUGAAGCUGUCCGGCUCUAUGAAGAGCUCUUGCAGGUCAAAUCUAGCGAAGUUGAAAUCGACCAGCAAGACAUUCGCGCCACCCUGGAUGCUAUCAACGAGCAGCAGAGCGCCUCCUUGACUGCCUCCCAAGUGGAGAGCAUGUCCACAAAGGAGCUACAGAAGGCAUUGUCUAUUCGCACCCAACAACUGUCUUCCAUCCGGUCCAGUUACGGAUGGGCCAACGAGGAAGCCCUGUCGCAGAUGGAAGAGAUCGUGUCACUGUAUACCAAACAAGGGAAGUCACAAGAAGCUGUUUCACUGCUACGUGAAGCAACAAUGCAAGUUCUAUCGACCGAGACACUAUCUAUCAAGCUAAAUGCGGCUGCCAAGAGCAUUGCAUCUGGCUACAUCGCAGCUGGCCAAAUCGGAAAGGCCAAGGAGCUAGCAAAGGAGAUUUAUCAUCAUAUUGUCACCAAGGAUACCACGAACACCAGCGCAUUUGACUUUGCCCAGACUUCAAAAGGCCGGUUGGGUCUUGGUUUCCUGGCUCAACUCGAAUACAGCAUCCGGGAAUCCGAAGAAAACUCUACCACGUUCAACGAAAUUUACGCCGCCCUGACCACGGAGUAUAUCUACUUUGAACAGUUCCGGGAAGCCCUAGGCUCAAAGACUGGGAAGCUCCAGGAUACGAUGGCAACGGUAGCCCGUCUGCAUGCGUUCCUACUUGCUCGCGGCCAUCAGUCGGCUGCCACUAAGGUGGCGGAUCGGUAUACCAGCUUCUUCCUGGCCACCGAGGGGGCCAGCCUGGAUAUUGACCCCAACCAGGCUAAGGUCUUCAUUGAGACGGUCGUGAAAUAUUUCAGCACUCAUGCCUCGCAUGACUUUGUCCGUUCAGUGGCCAUUGCUAGUUAUAACCGUGUGAACCAACUGGUUCACUCUGAAGAUUACCAGGCUGCCUGUCAUCUUGCAUUGGCGGCCACAAAAUACAUCGCUGCCCACCAUGGUUACUCAUCCCAGGCGAUACUCAAGCUGGUGUUUAAGCUGGGCCUUCACAUUGCCAGCCGAGAAAACCACGUACGCCCAGAAGUCUCGGCCAAGAAUUACAUGUCGAGCGUAUCGGCGACUAUUCUGCGUGAUACCCUGGGGUAUUUCAAAGAGCACAACAUUGAGUUCGCAAACCUCAAUCUGGAAAAUAUCAAUAGCUUGAUCAAGGUUCUCGAUAAGCAACACGAUUACCACACCAUGGCCUGGGUUCUCACCUCCCUCUGGAACAGCCGGGACGCGUAUGCUCUAUCCCAGCCUGAACAUGCGUAUACACUUGCGCUCGGGCGCAUGCUGGUCAUUACCCGCUAUCUGAUCGGCGAUUACACUGGAGCCGUCCAGCUUGCGGAGGGUCUUGUCUACAACUGUGCUCGAGUCCAUGGACCACGCCAUCCCAGUACCGUUGAGAUGACCGUGCUCCUAUCACAGAUGUAUACCGGGGUGGCUCAAGGCUAUCAAAGCCAGAAAGGCCGGCGUGAGCUGGCCUACCGAUACUAUCGGAAAGCAGCCGCGCUGCACGAGAAUGCUUUGCGUGUGUUCGUUGACCCGUCCUCGGCAUCUAUCAGCGAUAUGGACGGGGAGGUCAUCUCAGGCAUGUCAUCCCCUUCGUCCGCCUCCAGUCCAGGUGAAAAUUCGGAGGAAGGGAAGCAUGUCCGAAAGCAUCUUCAUAUGCUCAAACUUGCUAUUGAGCGACUUGGAGAUUGGCCAAAGGAAUAUUCGGAGUACGAAGGCCUUAAUCACGAUCUCUUCAGCACAUUCCCAAAUGAUCUGGAAGGAGUCGAUGGUGUCGACAAAUGGAACUUGAAGUCGUUCGGGUCCGGCCGUGCUGAGGCCAGUGAUGACCUUAUCUCCUUCCAACACGAGCAUUUGGCAAUUCCUGUUUAA
Messenger RNA from Penicillium robsamsonii, 6105 nucleotides. Its product is annotated as NACHT domain protein. Gene Ontology annotation, molecular function: protein binding. Bases 1 to 6105 code for a protein of 2034 amino acids. NCBI's taxonomy places the organism in Eukaryota, Fungi, Ascomycota, Eurotiomycetes, Eurotiales, Aspergillaceae. The record is from RefSeq and is a predicted model, not a curated record. The transcript is spliced from 4 exons.